CCUUGGUCACUUCAAAUGUACAUUGUCACGAAACACUAUUCCGAAAUUACUACAACAGUAAGAGGACAAUGUCACUUACGAGAUAAAUGAAUUAAACAACUUUUUCUCUUCCCAUUCUCUAUUCCUCUACUUGACAACCAAGUCCAUACAUACAAAUUUACAACCGGCAUUUCCUUUUUUCCAAGCUGCAUCAGCUGGACCAGCUGCAUCUAUCUGCCCUUGAAAUCUGGUUGCCUCCCAAUCGCCUCUUUUCGAUUUCCAACGUAACCAAUAACCAACCAACCGCUACUUAGCACCCCGAACUUGCGUAACCGCCUACCGACCGCAUCUUGACGCCAACUUCCGGUACAAUACUACGGGUAGCCGCGCACGCUUCAUGUUACGCAUCCCACAAGGCGCAGAUACGCAGCCUUGAAUCAUAUACUAUAUUCUAUUCCAAUUCCGUAUCCCAAUUCAAAUGAUUGCUUGGUAGUACUUACUAGGUAAUUCUACAUCAGCUUGGGGAAGGUUGGAGAUAGUGACCGACUUCCUAUGAUUUCCCCCUUCUCUCCCCUACCCCCCUUACAUCACACGACCUCUUUACAUCUGUCACCAUGCCGUCCAUCCUCAGCGAGGAGGAUAAGGAGACCGUUCGGCGAGUAGUACCAAAGCAUACCAACAAGAUCCACGCCGUAGCUGUCGCGAGAUUAUACGUCGCAUACCCGAAUACUUCAAAAUGGACCUACACCGGCCUGCAGGGCGCUAUCGUCCUAUCCAACGACUUGGUAGGACAUACGUACUGGUUAAAGCUGGUUGACGUAUCUCCCGCCGGUCGGGGUGUAAUAUGGGACCAGGAAAUAUUUGAGAACUGGUCUUACAACCAGGACCGAACUUUCUUCCAUACCUUCGAGCUCGAAGACUGCUUAGCAGGUUUAUCUUUCGUCGACGAGAAGGAAGCCAAACAAUUUAAAAAGAAGAUGGACGAUAGGGAGAAGAACGCCUCCAAGGCUACAAGAAAUACUCCUUUCGGUGGAGCCACGCAACAACCGGCCAAGACUGGGUUCUUCGGGAGCAUAUUUGGGGGGCAUAGGCACGCCUCAGCACCCACAGCACCCACGCCGCCCGAGUCACCUCGAAGUAGCGUUCCACCUUCUCACCAUGGCAGAGUCUCUUCGGGGAGCGUUAAUGGUUUUCACAAGCCAACCUCCAAAUUUGCUAAGCUGGAGGCAUAUGAUCCUAACUGGCGAGAUAAUUUUGGAAAUUUCCUGUCGGAGCAGGGCCUCACAGAUGAGUUCAUCAGGGAAAACCAAGACUUUAUUGUUGAGUUCUUGAAGGAACAGGGUACUGGGAUAUCCGAAAACGGGACAUCACGUUCUACACCGGCACCACCACCACCGCCUCCCCCGCCAGCCAAUAACUCGACUUCUAACGGGUAUAAUGCAUACGGCCACGGUCGCCUACCACCUCCUCCACCGCCUCCUCCUCCCGGAGGGGGUCGCUCGGUGUCGGAAAGUCUAACAUCGUCAGGCUCGCGUCGUGGUGCUCCCCCGCCCCCUCCCGCACCUCGUAGGUCCGGUAAGAUAGAGCUUGUGCAUAGAGAGCCAACACCACCAGAAGAACCAGUACCACCCCGGCCACGGUUCAAUGCCCCUCCUCCACUACCAGAUGCUGGUAAAUAUGCUCAUACCGAGAGCGCUCCCCGAGCUCCUCCCGGACCAGCACCUCCCCCAAGACCGCCAAAGACCCCGAUAGAAGACAAUGAAGAGACGUCUACGGGACACAAGUUUAGCGUACCCCCUGCUUUUACGGGCCAGAAGCAAAAUCACGCGCCUCCACCACCAGCCAGAGGUCCAGUGCCUCCACCGCCAAGGGAGCAGCCUCAGUCUGCACCAGCACCACCACUCCCUCCAAGUCUUCCUCCAAGUCUUCCCCCAAGCCUUCCCCCAAAAGUGCCUGGUCCGAGUGUAGCGGCGCCGCCACCGGCACCACCUCCACCCCCUGCCGCGUCUCGGCCAACUCCCGCGCCUCCUCCGCGGAGCACACCUCAGCCGCCAGUUCCACCGCCGAGCGCACCAGCUCCACCCCCUUUACCUCAGUCAUCGGCACCGCCGCCACCUCCACCGCUACCUGGCGCUGGCUCUGGUCCUGGUGCACCUCCUCCACCCCCUCCGCCUCCUCUCCCGUCCGGGGGUGCAGGAAUUCCUCCGCCGCCACCACCACCUCCACCACCUGGAGCUGGAAUACCUCCAGCACCGCCGCUACCGCCUCCCAACCGCGAUUCGGGCUAUUCAUCCGGGGUUCCACCUGGUGUUCCAGCUGCAGCCGCCGCGGAUACUGGGCGUUCUGCAAUGCUUGAAAGCAUCCAAAAGGCCGGUGGAAUUGCAGCGCUCAAAAAGGUGGACAGGACUCAAAUCAGAGAUAGGAGCGCAGCCACAGUUGGGGGAGGGUCAGACACGGGACCGCAUGGUAGUGGACUGCCACCCGCAGGCAUUGCCCCCGCAGGUCCCGGAGGCGGAAUGGCCGAUGCUUUGGCUGCGGCGUUACAGAAGCGGAAGGAAAGAGUUCGUGAUAGCGAUGAUGAGAAGAGUGAUGAUGAGUGGUAGAGCCAUAUUCACAAGAUUCAUCCGGAAGAAAGCAGAAGUUAUCCAAUUAUGGGAUAAGCUGGCUCAUGAGUAUGUAGCCCGAAAGCGAUCGGAAGAGAAUGGAAGCACGAACGUCUGCUUAGUCGCAGUUAGUGAGGCAACUCAGAAGACGAGGUUUCUAUAAGUAGUAGAGGCCUCGCCCAUUAUCAAAUGAGUUGCGAAAGAAGAACUGGAUGGACCUAACUUAGUAGGUAACUAGCCGUCCCUCUAUUUCAAGAAAAGAGCAAAGCCUUGAAAGCUUUUUAUAUGCAAACAAAUAUGUACCACUAAAAUCAAGCAUGCAAGGCGGAAAGGGGGGGUGGUAUUGUGUUCAUUAUAGCGGAACCGACUACUGCACCCAAAGGAGGGCGGAGUAAAGAAGGUACCUAGCAGUAUACCGUUUAGCGGAUUGGGGGAGCAAAACUCGUAGGGACUUGGAGCCUGUUGUCGACGUCUAGAGAGCCUGCAUGCAGAAUGAGGAUUAUAGAAUAUGGGCACGAGCACGUCGGACGGGUGUCCAGGUAAUAGGGGUUGAUUGCUUAUCGACUAUUGACUUGGAGCUCUGAGCUUGGUAUAGUUUUGGAAUAGAAAGGAUUAGAGAAUUGAUAAACCUCAGUUAACUAGGAAUUAUACAAAUGAGUAUCAAAUCAAA
This is a messenger RNA of Daldinia vernicosa, 3252 nucleotides long. RefSeq lists its product as uncharacterized. Gene Ontology annotation, cellular component: actin filament; cytoplasm. The transcript is spliced from 3 exons. Gene Ontology annotation, biological process: actin filament polymerization. The record is from RefSeq and is a predicted model, not a curated record. Gene Ontology annotation, molecular function: actin binding; microtubule binding. The coding region runs from base 594 to 2582 and encodes 662 amino acids. NCBI's taxonomy places the organism in Eukaryota, Fungi, Ascomycota, Sordariomycetes, Xylariales, Hypoxylaceae.